Messenger RNA from Clunio marinus, 4977 nucleotides. Lineage: Eukaryota; Metazoa; Arthropoda; Insecta; Diptera; Chironomidae. The record is from the annotation of a GenBank genome assembly.
AUAAACAAGUUUGUGAUGUUUGCAAACACAUUUCAUGAUAACUUAAUUUUCUGUACAAGCCUCACGUUUAAUUGAACAAUUGAAAGUCAAAAUAGUAAACCUUCUUUGGAUACUAUCGGAAAAGCAAUGUAAUAAUAGUUUGCGGAAACUUUGAACGCUCAAGUAACACUUAAAAGACGUAACUACUUAUAAUAAAUACGAAAAGAAAAAACAUCCCCGAGUAUUCAACCAUAUUCAUCGUUGUGUUUUUAUUUUUAUUCUACUUGCGGUCAGAAAAAUUCACAAACCAACCAUGUCUGGAUCUAGCGGAAAACGAAAGGAAAUCUACAAAUACAUUGCUCCAUAUCCAUUGUACUCAAUGAAUUGGAGUGUCAGACCUGACAAAAGAUUUCGAUUAGCAUUGGGAAGCUUCGUUGAGGAAUACAACAAUAAAGUUCAGAUUAUUAGUCUUGAUGAUGACACAAGCGAAUUUAGCGCAAAGUCAACAUUUGAUCAUCCCUACCCAACAACAAAAAUUAUGUGGAUACCAGACUCAAAAGGAAUAUUCCCUGAUUUGUUAGCUACCAGUGGUGACUAUCUUCGAAUAUGGCGUGCGGGUGAACCAGAAACUCGUAUGGAGUGCGUGCUUAAUAACAACAAAAACAGCGAUUUCUGUGCACCACUCACCUCAUUUGAUUGGAACGAAGUUGAUCCUAAUUUGGUCGGAACUUCAUCAAUUGACACAACCUGCACAAUUUGGGGAUUAGAAACAGGACAACCUUUGGGUAGAGUGAAUCUUGUAGCAGGACACGUGAAGACACAACUUAUUGCUCAUGACAAAGAAGUUUAUGACAUUGCUUUCUCUCGAGCUGGUGGUGGACGUGAUAUGUUUGCUUCUGUAGGCGCUGAUGGUUCUGUGAGAAUGUUUGACUUACGUCAUCUUGAACACAGCACGAUUAUUUAUGAAGAUCCCGCACACACGCCACUUUUACGAUUAGCUUGGAAUAAACAAGACCCGAAUUACCUCGCAACAGUUGCAAUGGAUGCCUGCGAAGUAAUUAUUCUUGAUGUUCGUGUUCCUUGCACACCAGUUGCAAGAUUAAGCAAUCACCGUGCUUGUGUUAAUGGCAUAGCCUGGGCACCACACAGUUCAUGUCACAUUUGUACUGCUGGCGAUGAUCAUCAAGCACUAAUAUGGGAUAUUCAGCAAAUGCCUCGACCUAUUGAAGAUCCAAUUCUUGCCUACACAGCUGCUGAAGAAAACAAAAAUAAGAUUGGAAUGGAUUCAAAACCGAAUGAAGAAGAAAGACUGAAACUUUACAAACGUUGGGAAGCUAACGAAGAGAUUCAAUUAUUUCGAGAUUAUCUUCGUUAUCCUACUGUUCAUCCAAACAUUGAUUAUGAACCAUGCAUUGAGUUUCUUAUCAAACUGGGCAAAGAUUUGGGACUUGAAGUUAAAGUCGAACGUCCAUCAGUGAUGACUAAACCAACUGUAAUAAUGUCCAUGAUAGGCGAACAACCUGAAUUGCCAUCAAUAAUUCUCAAUUCUCACAUGGAUGUCGUUCCAGUGUUUGAAGAAUAUUGGACACAAAAACCUUUUGAUGCAUUUAUGGAUUUAAAUGGGAAAAUCUUUGCUCGUGGUGCUCAAGAUAUGAAAUGUGUUGGGAUGCAAUAUCUCGGAGCUUUGAGAAGCUUUAAGAGAAAUCUUGUAACAUUUAAAAGAACAAUUCAUGUGUUAUUUGUACCUGAAGAAGAACUUGGUGGUGUCGGUGGAAUGGCUGAUUUAAUUAACACGGAAGCCUUUAAGACUUUGAAUGCAGGCUUUUCACUUGAUGAAGGAAUAGCAUCUCCAACGGAAAGCUUUGAUGUUUAUUAUGCUGAGCGAAGCAUAUGGCACACAAUAUUUAAAAUCAAAGGAACUUCUGGUAGUGAUUCAUCAGUUUCACUCAUAAGCGACACUGCGGGUGAAAAGCUUCGAAAGUUUCUUGAUAAAAUUUAUGAAUAUCGAGCAACGCAAGUGGCGAAACUUAAAAGCGAUUCUAAAUUAUCAAUUGGGGAUGUCACGACUGUGAAUGUGACGAUGGUGGACAGUGGAGAGAAAUCAAAAAUGACACCGCCAGAAAUCAAAGUCAUGACAGAUUUCCGUCUUGCUGUUGAAGUUGAUCAUGACGAGUUUGAAGAAAUGAUCAAAAAUUGGUGUGCUUAUGCUGGUGGUGACAUUGACUAUGAAUUCGAUUAUAAAGAUCCUUUCAUAGAACCGACAAAAACUGAUGAGACGAAUCAAUUUUGGACUGCACUUCAAUCAGCUUUUGUUGAUUUGAAUAUAAAGACACAAGUCAAAGUUUUUCCUGGUGGAACUGAUGCACGUUUUCUAAGAAGCGUAGGAAUUCCAGCUAUUGGAUUCUCACCCAUGAACAACACUCCAAUUUUAUUACACGAUAAUGACGAAUAUUUGGAAGCUGACACUUAUCUCAAAGGAAUUAAAAUUUAUGAGAAAAUUAUUGAGAAAGUUGCAAAUCAAUCAUCUUUAUUGCUAAUUUCCCUUUCAGAACCGUGCGUUGAUUUUUUACGAGCUCAGGCCGACGAACUGGGCCUUGAAUUUCGAAUUGAAGUUCCAGUCACUCCAAAAAAACCAAUUUGCAUAUUAACAUGGAUUGGAACAAGACCUGAACUCAAGUCGAUCAUUCUGAAUUCUCACAUGGAUGUUGUUCCAGUUUUUCAAGAGUUUUGGACACACGACGCCUUCGCAGCUGAUAUCGAUGAAGAAGGAAAAAUCUUUGCACGAGGAUCACAAGAUAUGAAAUGUGUCGGCACGCAAUAUCUUGGAGCUUUACGUCAUUUCAAACGAAACAAUAUCAGAUUCAAACGAACCAUUCAUGUAACUUUCGUCCCGGAAGAAGAGAUCGGCGGUGUCGAUGGAAUGAAAGAAUUCGUUCAUCAAAAAGAAUUUAAAUUGUUAAAUGCAGGAAUUUCUCUUGACGAAGGCGUUGCAUCACCAAAUGAUGAAUUUAGCGUUUAUUAUGCUGAACGAUCGAUUUGGCAUGUUCAUUUCACAAUUCCAGGACAACCUGGACAUGGAUCAUUGCUUUUGAAGAACACAGCAGGAGAAAAAGUCAGAAAUUUACUUGAUCGUUUCAUUGACUAUCGAAAUUCUCAAAUCAAGCGAUUGAAUGACGAUCCCGACUUGACAAUUGGUGAUGUGACGACUGUCAACAUUACAAUGAUGAAAGGUGGCGUUCAGUCUAAUGUUGUACCACCUGAAUAUCGUGUGACUGUUGACAUGAGACUAGCGCUUGAUGUUGACCAUCAUCACUUCGAAAGCAUGUUCCGAAAGUGGUGCGAUGAGUCAGGAGAAGGAAUCAAAUAUGAAUUCGAGCAAAAACAACCGAAGGUUGAACCAACGAGAACUGAUAAAAGUAACCCAUUCUGGGGUGCAUUCAACGAAGCCACAGAUGAACUUGAAUUGAAGACCAAUUUACUUGUGUUCCCUGGGGGGACCGACUCGCGUUACAUUCGUGCCGUUGGAAUUCCAGCUAUUGGAUUUUCACCGAUGAACAACACUCCGAUUUUGCUUCACGAUAACGAUGAAUUUCUCAAAGCCGAUGUUUAUCUAAGAGGCAUUGAAAUCUAUAAAACAAUCAUCUCGAAACUCGCUAAUUUGGACUCUGAUAAGCUCAAUGAUAAUAAAUAUCCCUGUGUAAGUUUCUUACAAAAGUUAGCCAAUGAACUUGGCCUUCAAUUUCAUGUGGAAUGUCCUGUGUCGAAAGAAAAGCCAACAGUAAUUUUAAGUUGGAUUGGAAUACAACCUGAACUCAAAUCUAUCAUGUUGAAUUCUCACAUGGAUGUUGUUCCAGUAUUCGAAGAGUUUUGGACACACGAUCCAUUCGCAGCUGAUACUGAUGAAGAAGGAAGAAUCUUUGCGAGAGGUGCUCAGGAUAUGAAGUGUGUGGGGAUGCAAUACCUGGGCGUAAUUCGAUAUUUCAAGAAAAACUACAUUCAAUUGAAGAGAUCAAUUCACGUUGUGUUCGUACCUGAUGAAGAAAUAUUUGGACCAGAAGGAAUGAAAGCUUUCGUAUUGACUGAGUUUUUCAAACGUUUAAAUGUUGGAUGUGUUCUUGAUGAAGGAAUUGCAUCACCCGAUGAUACAUACAACAUGUUUUAUGCUGAACGAAGAUGCUGGCAUGUUUUGUUUCGUGUUUUCGGUCAACCAGGUCAUGGUUCAUUGUUACUGGAGAAUACUGCAGCUGAAAAUCUUCAUUUAUUAAUGGAUAAAAUUUAUGAUUAUCGAGCUUCACAAGAAAAGAUUUUGAAUGAAAAUCCUUCUCUACUUUUGGGUGAUGUGACAAGUAUUAAUGUAACAAAUAUCAAGGGUGGUAAGCAGAGGAAUGUCUUACCACCAUUCAUAGAGGCAACAGUUGAUAUUCGAAUGGCAAUCACUGUCAAUCCAGGAGAAUUUGAAGAAAUGCUGAAUCAAUGGAUAAAAAGUUGUUGCGAUAAUAUUGAGAUAGAAUUUGAGGUGAAAGAACCUUAUUGUGAGCCGACUAUAAUUGAUGAUUCAAACAUUUAUUGGAAAGGAUUCAAGUCAGCAGUUGAUGAAUUAAACAUAAAAAUUUCACCCCAAGUAUUUCCAGCUGGCACUGACUCGUCUCAUAUCAGACUUCUCGGAAUUUCUGCAUUUGGCUUUUCGCCAAUGAUCAACACACCCGUCUUGCUUCAUGAUCAUGACGAGUAUCUAAGUGCGGAUGUUUAUCUCCAAGGAAUAGAAAUUUAUAAGAAAAUCAUUCAAAAUAUGGCGAAUGUUGAAGGAUGAAAGAAGAAAAUAUUCAAUUCUUUAAUUAACAUAAAUUUUACAUCAUUUGAAUCGUAAAUUUAAUCAUAUUUGAAGAUUUCAUCUUCUUAUUUAGGUUCUGGAUUUAAUCAUUGCACGAUAAUAUUUUAUUCAAAAAUAUCAUUUGUGUGAUAAUUUAGAAUUUAGUCUACAUAAAUUGGAAUUAUUAU